CGUAGCACACACCGACAACAGUUUCAUCACGAUUCUUCUGCAGGAUCAUAUCGGUGGCCUCAAGAUCUUUUAUAAGAAUCAGUGGACUGAUGUUCCUCCUAUACCGGGAGCUCUUGUAGUGAACGCUGGAGAUUUUCUACAGCUAAUUACAAAUGACAAGUUUGUGAGUUCGCAACACAAAGUGGUGGCAAACAAGGUUGGGCCAAGAGUAUCAGUGGCGUCAUUCUUUACCAUGGGUGUGAUUGAGACAUCGAAGGUGUAUGGACCGAUCAAUGAGCUGCUUUCAGAAGAUGAUCCAGCCAUGUAUAGAGGUUUUUGUUUUCUACAUGACAAAGAAGAUGGCACUCAAUGGUACCUCUGCAUCAAUCCAACCGGACUAUGACCGGAAAGCAGAGCUCAGGGCGUUCGACGAAGCCAAAACCGGGGUCAAAGGACUUGUUGCCGCCGGAAUAACAGAAGUCCCUAGAAUAUUUCAUCUACCUUCACCCGAAAACCUCAACUCCCAACAACACGAGCUGACUCUUCCAACCAUCGACCUCCAAGAAAUCGAUAACAAUCCGAUACAACGAAAAGAGGUGGUCGAGAAAGUGAAGGAUGCAUUGGAGAGCUGGGGAUUCUUUCAGUUGGUGAAUCACGGAAUCCCGAACAAUAUAUUGGAGGACAUGAAAAAAGGAGUGAUGGAUUUUCAUGAGCAAGACAGUGAGGUAAAGAAGCAGUGGUACACAAGGGAUAUGAGUGGGAAGACCAGGGUGAUCUACAAUAGCAACUUUGACUUGUAUGCUGCACCGGUGACUAACUGGCGAGACACCUUCUACUGCACCAUGGCUCCUAACCCACCCGAACCACACGAGCUGCCACCACCAUGCAGAGAAAUUUUGUUGGAGUACUCAAGACAUGUGAUGAAACUCGGGGUUUGUUUAUUUGGGUUAAUAUCUGAGGCACUUGGUCUUGAUCCGAAUCAUCUUGUGGACAUAGGAUGUGCUGAUGGGCUUGCUGUUCUUGGCCAUUACUAUCCUUCUUGUCCACAACCUGAACUAACAAUAGGAACCCCGGAGCAUGCUGACAGCGAUUUCAUCACUAUUCUUCUGCAAGAUCAUAUUGGUGGACUCAAGAUCUUUUAUCAGAAUCAGUGGACUGAUGUUCCUCCUAUACCAGGAGCUCUUGUAGUGAACGCUGGAGAUCUUCUACAGUUGAUUACAAAUGACAAGUUUGUGAGUUCGCAACACAAAGUGGUGACAAACAAGGUUGGGGCAAGAGUAUCAGUUGCGUCAUUCUUUACUACGGGUCAUAUCCAGACUUCGAAGGUGUAUGGACCGAUCACUGAGUUGCUAUCAGAAGAUAAUCCAGCCAAAUAUAGAAACAUAACGGUGAAAGAAUAUGUAGAUUAUUACAGGGCAAAGGGACUUGAUGGCACUUCUGCUCUUUUGCAUUUCAAGAUCUAAUUCGUUUAGAAGUCAAUGUAUGACUCAUCGCUAUGUGUAAAAGCUAUUGUGUUUAUGUUCGUCAUAUAGUACUGUAAUAUAUGUUAGACGCGUUUUUAACGUUUUACUACAAUGUUUAUAAGAAUCUGGUUAAAUUAUUUUGUUGGUA
Helianthus annuus (common sunflower) is the source of this 1590-nucleotide messenger RNA. Its product is annotated as 1-aminocyclopropane-1-carboxylate oxidase homolog 1. The record is from RefSeq and is a predicted model, not a curated record. Bases 261 to 1442 code for a protein of 393 amino acids. The transcript is spliced from 5 exons. NCBI's taxonomy places the organism in Eukaryota, Viridiplantae, Streptophyta, Magnoliopsida, Asterales, Asteraceae.